Molecule: messenger RNA, 2548 nt
Organism: Culex quinquefasciatus (southern house mosquito)
Lineage: Eukaryota; Metazoa; Arthropoda; Insecta; Diptera; Culicidae
Exons: 2
Coding region: 1115-2038 (307 amino acids)
Source: RefSeq, a predicted model, not a curated record
UUUAAAUCAAGAAAAUUGGUUCAGUCUUUUGCUUGACUGACUGUUUCUUUGAGGGAACGAGAGAAGCUACUGCUCGGCUGAACAGAAACCGAAGGGAAACUGCCGGCGAUGAAGUUGGAAGAUUCCUCGAAUACCAAUCCGUGGUCAAGGCCUGGCGUAGAAGAAUGAAAACAAAAACAAUGCCUGUGGAUAGACUGUUUGCACACCGUUCCUGCUUGGUUCAUCUGGAAGCUGAUCACAACGCCCACCACUCCUGUAACAGAAACUAGUACCCUUCCGAGGUCAUCGCCAUCAAAACCUGAUUCUUCCACGAAACAGCACGUUGGUCCGAGAGUUCGCCGUCCGGUUAUCUGGAACAUGCUGCCUUCUGACCUGACCUGGUCCUCCCUUACCACAAGUUACACGAAGAGUGGCAUAUGGAAUCCAUAUUAUGGAUAACCCCCCCGGGCAUCGGAAACACCGGGGUCGGGCCGAAGGGGGCAAACCCCCAUCCCCUCGGAUGAACUCGAGACGAGACAAAACGUGCUGACAACUAGGUGGGUAACACGACCCAAAUGGACAAUCCGCCCUCGUUUUAGACCUAGUUUUCGAAAUUCGUGACCAAUGCUGUUGUCGGAAAAGGCCAACAGAAUCAUCUUCUCAGCAACAAGUUCAUCCCGCUGAACCGCAACAAUGGUAACUCAGCCGGGAAUGGAGGGGUGCCACAGGUUCCAGUGGCCAAAAAACCACCACCUUCGUUGGUAAAGAAUACGAGCUACCAAGUUACAAGCUGACUCCGUUUAGGAUCAAAAUGUUAUGUUUUUUCCGAAGAUCGCUUUGAAACCGUGCGUGCCCAAUUGAUUGCGAACAAAGUAAAGUUCUAUACCCACGAGAACAGAAAAGAGCGGCAACUCCGCGUCGUUGUCAGGGGACUCUCACCGGUUUCACCUGAAUACGUCAAGAAGAACCUCAAGGAAUUGCACAACCUGGAUGCUGUGGAGGUGCAUGCCAUCAAGAGAAAGGGAGAGUUUGCAGUUGGCAAUUACAUCUCGUGAGCAACAGACGUGUUUUCUCUGCUGUGCUAUCGCUAUUGUUCGCUUUCAAACAAAGUUCGCGUUGUGGCAGACACUGCAAAAUGAGUGCUGCCCGCAAAAACGUUCUCGUUGUGGACUUCAGCGUCCUCCCGGAACGCCCAAAGCUGGAAGUCGUGCAGCGGUUUGUUGAAAAGGGUCUAGGAAUAACAUCCUCCGACCUGAAAAGCAUUCAGCUUCACAACAUCCGCCAUUGCGUGCACAUCGAGAUGGCGGACCCUGCAGCCGCCACCAAGAUAGCAACGGAAAACCACUGCAAGUACGCGUUCAAGACACAUCCAGCUAUAAAAAUCCCGGUCUACGUCGACGACAACACCGUCGACGUUCGGGUCCACGAUCUCCCGCUGGACCUGCCAAACGCUCAGAUCGCCGAUGCAAUGAAGCAAUACGGGGAAGUACUCACCAUACGGGACGAAGUUUGGAGAAAUUUCUUCGCCGGUGUUCCAAACGGGGUGCGGGUGUUGAAAAUGAAACUUUCUAAACCAAUUCCCUCGUACAUUUCCGUGUGCGACCUCCACGGGUCGGACACAUACACGGGUCAAAUUGCCAGCUGCCGACGCUGCGGAAAAAAACGACACGUGUCCGAGAGCUGCUCCGAAGCAGCAAAAACAUCACAUGUGAACAAGCCACAACAAUUAAUCGCCCCAACCAAUCCAGACGUCCCGAUUGUUUUGCCGCUAAUCGAACCGACAGUAGUUGAAUCUCAAGUCAUUGCUCCACACACUGAGGACAAUGGUAAGGACGGAUUUACUACUGUUGGGAAGAAAGGAAAGGCAAAAAGGCAGUUAUCUGAGAAAGAAGUUUCAGCAAAAAAAGAAGCUGCGUGGAGGAGAACGACAAACAAAAUUUCGAAAUCGAACAAUGCAAUGACCAUGGACAACGAGAUCAACCAAUUCUACCACCAAACACGCCGAAGAGACGACUGUGCAAGCCAGCCGUUUGACGGAGGACUACGCCAGUCAACUUAAUUUUAUUAUUAUUAUUAUUAUUUUGAAUUGUUCUAGAAUUAGACAAAACUUGGCUGAAUUAUGUUUACAAAGGCCAGUUAGUUGAAAGCAUUUCACACCGAAUGUAAACUAGUGUAGAAAAUGCUUGCACCAGGGCCAUGGAACCAGUAACUGUUUGUUCAAGGACGAGUGUGGGGGACGGACGAGUGCAAAGCCAAGAAGCCGAGCCGAAGCGGUGUGCUAACUGCUCUGGAGCCCACCAAGCCUCUUUGCACUUAAACGACAUUUGAGAUUCUUCAGUAUCGCGAUAAAAUUGGCUAUUUUACAUUCCCUCAUUUAAGAUUUUACCAUGAUGAAUCAAAUACUAAUAUCCUGAUAGGCUUUGAGGUCCUGUUUUAGGAACUCGUUGCCUUUCGCCGGAUGACAAUCGAGGCAUUUGUCUGAUCUUUUCGCAACUUGGCAAAUCAAACUUCCUAACCCAUACUCGGUGCAACUACUAACUCUUUGCUUCGGAUUCUCUCCUCGUUCUUC